Messenger RNA from Fusarium keratoplasticum, 3849 nucleotides. Its product is annotated as Carrier domain-containing protein. The record is from RefSeq and is a predicted model, not a curated record. Lineage: Eukaryota; Fungi; Ascomycota; Sordariomycetes; Hypocreales; Nectriaceae. The transcript has a single exon. Bases 1 to 3849 code for a protein of 1282 amino acids.
AUGACCAUUAUCGACAUCAACAAGGACUUGGCUGCUCUGUUUGAGCAGCAGGCGGCCGCCACGCCUGAUGCCGUGGCUCUUGAGGAUGAGAAGAGAUCGCUCACCUAUGCCGAGCUCGACAGGGAGACGUGGGCUCUGGCUGAGCGGCUGCGCAACCACGGUGUUGGUCGCGAUGACCUCGUCGGUGUCCUGAUGGGACGGAGUGCCGAUUACGUGAUUGCAUCUGUCGCUGCUCUCCGCGCUGGUGGUGCCUUUCUCGUCCUUGAGGUGGCAUAUCCUCCAGGUCUUUUGCGAGAUGUCAUUGAGGAUGCAAAGCCAACUGUCAUCUUGACCCAGGUCGAGCACGCCAGCCACAUCAAGUCUGAUGUUCCCGUCAUUGUCGUCGACCACCCCGACAAGGAGGCUAGAGGAGAUAUUACACCUCAAUUGGACGAGAGACGUCCGUUGCCCGAGGAAGACGACGUCGAGAGGCUCGCCUUUGUCUCAUACUCUUCUGGUACCACUGGACAGCCCAAGGGUAUCAUGAACCCCCACAGAGCCGCCAUCCGCUCAUACGACCUGCGAUUCGGCGUCAGCGACCUCAAGCCCGGUGACAGGGUAGCUUGCAACGUCUUUUUCAUCUGGGAGAUGCUGCGGCCUCUUCUGCGGGGUGCCACCACUGUCGCUAUCCCCGACCACGCCAGCUAUGAUCCCGUUGCUCUUGUUGAGCUUCUCUCUUCGUGGCGCAUCACCGAUACCCUCAUGACCCCGACACUUUUGGCCACUGUUCUUUCUCGACACCCCAAGCUUGGCGAGCGUCUUCCUCAUCUUCGCUCGCUGUGGCUCAAUGGCGAGGUUGUUACCACCGACCUUGUUCGACGCGCCGUUGACGCCCUCCCCAACGCCCGUCUUCUUAACGUCUACAGCGCUAGUGAAACCCACGAGACUGCAGUGGGUGACAUCAAGACAUUUAUCGACUAUGACACAAGAGUCUGUCCUGUCGGUCCUCUCACCGACCCUGAACACACUUACAUCCUUGAUGAGGCCGGCAACAGAGUUGGGCCCGGUGUAAGUGGUGAGCUGUACGUGGGAGGUGACCUCCUGGCAAGAGGAUAUCUCAACCUACCCGAGACCACUGCCAAGGCGUUCCAGUCGGAUCCUUUCGACCCUGAAAAGGAUGCGCGCAUGUACAGAACUGGUGAUCUUGCGAGGUUGCUUCCUAGCGGACUUUUGGAGAUCACAGGCCGAGUUGGAGGUAUGAUCAAGACCCGUGGCUACACCGUCCAGCCUGGCGCCGUCGAGAGCGCUAUCCGAAAACACUUGGCUGUUCGCGAUUGUGCAGUCAUUGCCCAUGGUGAGGGCUUGGAGAGGCAGAUUGUGGCAUACAUCGUCCGCGAACAGGGCGAGCCCAGAGACCGAACCAUCCCCAUCAUUGAUGAGUACGGAUACAGCCCGGUGGCUCGACGUGCUCUCUCAGAUCACCUCGCUCAUUACAUGAUCCCUCCUGUCUGGGUUGAGCUCGACGAACUCCCCACGCAUGGAGUUUCUGGCAAGACUGAUCUCAAGGCUCUGCCUCCGCCACCAUCUCCGCGGUCACCCAAGGCACCCCCGAAGAAGGAGCACAACAUCAAGAUCAAGAUGGAGACCAUCAUCAUGCUCUGGGCAGCAUCUCUCAACAUGCCCGCUAAUGCCAUCACACCGAAGCACGACUUUUUCGAUCUGGGUGGUCACUCGUUGGCUCUUGCUGACCUUGCAAGCCGACUUACCAGGACAUUUGGAUUCCCUGUUCCUCUUGCGCCUUUGGCUGGAAACCCCACUCUCGAAGGACAUCUCUCGGCCGUCAAGGCGGCUCGCGAUGGUCAUACUGCUGCUGUGCAGGCUGAUCUGCCGGCUGUUCUCCGCGCAGAUUCAGCUCUGCCUGAAGAGAUCCAGUCGAAUGGCACCCCGAUGCGUGCUCUCAAGGACGCUGACACGAUUCUUCUUACCGGUGUCACUGGAUACCUUGGAGCUUUCCUUCUCAAGACCUUGGUUGACUCUACCAAUGCUCACAUCAUCUGUCUCGUGCGAUUCCCCGAACCCGUGGAGGACUGUGCACCGGCUGGUAUGGCCCGAAUCCGAAAGAACUUGAUCGACCUGGGCGUUUGGGAGGAUUAUCUGCUGGAGCGCAUGGAGAUCUUGCCAGGGACACUCGCUAGGAAGCGUUUUGGUCUCUCGCCUGAAGCCUUUGACGAGCUGGCGACUCGGGUGCAAGUCAUUGUGCACGCCGCCGCCACCGUCAACUUGGUGUAUCCCUAUGCUGCUCUGAGGAAUGCCAACGUGGGAGGUACGAGGGAGAUUCUGCGACUCGCAGGCCGCAGUGGAGCGACUGUCCAUCACGUUUCCACCAACGGUGUUCUCCCCCCUUCCACUGAGGGCUGGUCUGAGGAUGUUGUCAUUGACAUUGACGAUGUCCCAACCAAGCUGCUGGAUGGCUAUGGUCAGACCAAGUGGGUUGCUGAGAAGCUCGUCUACGAGGCCGGUCGUCGAGGUAUUCCUGUCCGAGUGUAUCGACCUGGUACCAUUACCGGUCAUAGCCACUCUGGUUCGACGAAUGCUUGGGAUCUGAUGAACGCCAUCUUGGUCGAGUCAUUGCAGCUCGGCCGAGCGCCGGAUGUCGAUGGAUGGUUCCUAGAGAUGACGCCUGUGGACUUUGUCAGCAAAGCCAUUGUUACCCUCGCCAACCACACAGAUGAUGAAGACCAGACUCUGUACCAUCUGGGUGAUCCUGCUCCUGUGGCUUCCAAGGACGUAUUUGACUCUCUGGCCAAGAUUGGCUACCCCACAGAGCCUCUCCCAUGGGACGAAUGGGUUGCUCUCUGGCAUGAGAAGCGAGGCGACAGGAAGGGAGGAGAUGAUCCCUUCACCGUUGAUAUUCUCCGCGGUGGUAUGCCCAACGUAGAGGUUCUCAAGUCUGUCAUUGUGCUCAAGGAUGGCAAGACACAACCAACCCUAGACAAGUACGAGGUCUUUAGACCCAAGAUCGACGACGGCCUCUUGGAGAUCUAUACCCGCCACUUCUACGCGCGAGGUUGGUUGCCUCGCCCUCCUAAGCGUGUGCAGGUCAAUGGCGUGGCCAAGAAGGCAAACAAGGGUCGUCUGGCCGGCAAGGUUGCUGUCGUGACAGGUGCCUCUUCUGGCAUCGGUGCCGCUGUCGCUGCUGGCCUCGCCAAGGAGGGUGCGCACGUCGCCCUGGCAGCUCGACGCACCGAGGCCCUCGAAGGCGUCAAGAAGAAGAUUGCUGUGCACGGAGGCAAGGUGCUGCUCCACAAGACGGACGUGACAGACAAGGCCCAGGUGGAGUCCCUGAUGAAGGAGGCGAGCGAGCAGCUGGGCCCUGUCGACAUCCUUGUCAGCUGCGCGGGUGUCAUGUACUUUACCAUGAUGGCCAACAACCAGACGGACGAGUGGGAGCGCACCGUCGAUGUCAACUGCAAGGGUCUGCUGCACUGCCUGUCGUCGACGGUGCCUGGCAUGCUCUCCCGCGGCAGCGGCCACAUCGUGGCCAUCUCGUCGGAUGCCGGCCGCAAGGUGUUCCCCGGCCUGGGCGUCUACUCUGCCAGCAAGUUCUUUGUCGAGGCGACGCUGCAGGCUCUGCGACUCGAGACAGCGGGCUCCGGCCUCCGGGUGACGUCGAUCCAGCCCGGAAACGUGGCAACGGACCUCCUGGGCAUGUCGACGGACAAGGAGGCGCUCAAGAAGUACGGUGAGCCCACGGGCGCCAAGGUGCUGGAGCCCGAGGAGGUUGCGAGCUCGAUCGUGUACGCCGUGUGCCAGCCUCCUCAUGUGGCAGUCAACGAGGUUCUCAUCGAGCCUCGGGAUGAGCCUAUCUAA